AUGUAUCUCUGGAACAGCCAUGCCCUCGCCGCGGUGCUGCUCAUGAGUGCACCGCAUGCCAUAGUUUCUCUAUCAUGCACUCAGUUCUCUCCGUCGCCAGUUCCGAUCCCGCAGCUUCCAGAUUACUUUUCGCCUCACCACUAUCUUGAUGCUACGACGCUUUUUCACACGGAAGCAAUCCGUCAAACGCUUACCCUGUAUCCUUACAUUAUUGACGGCCGCGCUUUCCCUUCUUUGUCUAGUAUCUUCGCCACAGACGCUGUAGCGAACUAUUCUGCUCCUCUUGGUGUUUUGAACGGGCUCUCAACUAUCGCCGCUACACUCGAACAGGCUCUAGCAUCGUUCCCCGCAACCCAACACCUCCUCGGGCCGCAAACUGUGCGCAUUUGCGACAGCAAGAAAGCCAUCAGCGUGACCUACUACAGGGCUGUACAUCUCCUUCCUCAGAAUGGAACAGUCGGGCCGGGAAACAUCUUAGGUGGGGACAGCGUGCUGUAUGCGUAUGGGCAGUAUCAAGAUACGUGGGAGAAGCGCGAUGGGCUGUGGAAGAUUGUGUAUAGGAAUCUGGUAUACAUGGCCCCCCUCGUUACAGGCAUCAACUGA
Molecule: messenger RNA, 603 nt
Organism: Paraphaeosphaeria sporulosa
Lineage: Eukaryota; Fungi; Ascomycota; Dothideomycetes; Pleosporales; Didymosphaeriaceae
Exons: 2
Coding region: 1-603 (200 amino acids)
Source: RefSeq, a predicted model, not a curated record